Messenger RNA from Aspergillus niger, 357 nucleotides. RefSeq lists its product as uncharacterized. The transcript has 3 exons. NCBI's taxonomy places the organism in Eukaryota, Fungi, Ascomycota, Eurotiomycetes, Eurotiales, Aspergillaceae. The record is from RefSeq and is a predicted model, not a curated record. The coding region runs from base 1 to 357 and encodes 118 amino acids.
AUGGCCAGAGAAGUCGCCAAAGCACCAGCGACCCACCGACCAGCACGCCCAAUGCCGAUCACUGAUGAGUCUCCGUUGACUGCAAAGAAAGGCGCCCUUCAGCCGGAUGAGGAAGUGAUGUCCAGGCUCGGAGCUUCAAUUCCAGAUGUGGAUAGUGUGAUAAGAUGCAUGCAGGAGAAUACGAGGCGGGCAGGGAUGCCACCUGUCACGGAGGAUGCCGCUAUCAAUACCCCCGGUCCUACCUGCCCGAGAACAAGACAACAGCAUUGGACUGGCACAUCGGUUGUCGCACUUGAGGCUGACAUUCAUCAUGGGCAUGGAUCCAUUGUUCUGGAGGCAGCGAACCAUCUGCCGUGA